Lotus japonicus is the source of this 2733-nucleotide messenger RNA. RefSeq names its product ATP-dependent zinc metalloprotease FTSH 10, mitochondrial-like. Gene Ontology annotation, molecular function: metalloendopeptidase activity; ATP binding; ATP-dependent peptidase activity. Gene Ontology annotation, cellular component: chloroplast thylakoid membrane; m-AAA complex. Gene Ontology annotation, biological process: protein-containing complex assembly; mitochondrial protein processing. Bases 169 to 2607 code for a protein of 812 amino acids. The transcript is spliced from 8 exons. The record is from RefSeq and is a predicted model, not a curated record. NCBI's taxonomy places the organism in Eukaryota, Viridiplantae, Streptophyta, Magnoliopsida, Fabales, Fabaceae.
AGCCUUUUAUUUGGUGCUCAAACAAAAACACCGCUACUCACUCUUUCUCACAAAACAAACCAUCUCAUAUCAUCAUCUCCUUCACUUCUCUCUUCAUCAAUCCUCUCUGUAUCGCUAAACCACGUUGCAAUUCUUCAGAUCUACCAUUGUUCCUCACAUCUUUUGAUCAUGAUUUUUUCUAGGAUUGGACGCUCCUUGUCGCGUUCUUCUCGCGCUAGAAAUCUUUUCUGCGGUGAUGGCAGAUUGGGAACCCUAGGGGUAUCGUCGCGAACGAAUGUCGCGGCGGAAGGGGGAUUAGGGUUUUUCAGGGGAUAUGCAUCUUCUGUCGGAGCUGCUCGCAGUAGUGGCAGCCUCCUUUCCAAUUUGGCUGCUUUCAAAUCUGUUGCCGCAAACCCUAGGCUUCACCACCGCUUGUUUUCCAGCGAAGCCCCUAAGAAGAAUUAUGAGAACUUCUAUCCCAAGGAAAAGAAGGAUGCUCCCAAGGGAAACGGAAACAACGAUAAAAAAUACGAGUCUAAAGAUGAGUCGAAUACCAACUCAGAUGAACAAGGAAAUUUUCAAGAAACUUUCAUGAAACAAUUUCAAAAUCUACUCACCCCAUUGUUGGUGAUGGGCCUAUUUUUUUCAUCCUUUUCUUUUGGUCCUCGCGAGCAGCAGCAGAUUAGCUUUCAAGAGUUUAAAAAUAAGCUGUUGGAACCAGGGUUAGUAGACCAUAUUGUUGUCUCAAACAAAUCAGUUGCUAAAAUAUAUGUAAGGAGCUCUCCCCGUGAUCAAACAGAUGGUGAAAUGGUCCAAGGGACCCUCCCUCCAAAGGGAUCUGGAGGCCAAUACAAAUAUUUUUUCAAUAUUGGAAGUGUUGAGUCUUUUGAGGAGAAGUUAGAGGAAGCACAAGAAGCACUGGGAAUCGACUCUCAUGAUUAUGUACCUGUUACAUAUUCUUCUGAAAUGGUUUGGUACCAGGAAUUGAUGAGAUUUGCUCCAACACUGUUGCUUUUGGGAUCUCUCCUAUAUAUGGGAAGAAGAAUGCAAGGUGGAAUUGGUGUUGGCGGUGGCGGCGGUGGUAAGGGUGCUCGUGGAAUAUUCAACAUAGGAAAAGCCCAUGUUACUAAAGUAGACAAAAAUGCCAAAAACAAGGUCUAUUUCAAAGAUGUUGCUGGCUGUGAUGAGGCAAAGCAAGAAAUUAUGGAGUUUGUCCACUUCCUUAAGAACCCAAAAAAAUAUGAAGAACUUGGUGCGAAAAUUCCAAAAGGUGCUCUCCUGGUUGGUCCUCCAGGCACAGGAAAAACCCUUUUAGCAAAAGCAACUGCAGGAGAGUCUGCUGUACCAUUUCUUUCUAUAUCUGGUUCUGAUUUCAUGGAAAUGUUUGUUGGUGUCGGGCCAUCUAGGGUGAGAAACUUGUUUCAGGAAGCAAGACAGUGUGCUCCCAGUAUAAUAUUUAUUGAUGAGAUUGAUGCGAUUGGUCGAGCAAGGGGACGUGGAGGUUUCUCUGGAGCAAAUGAUGAGCGCGAAAGUACUUUAAAUCAAUUGUUGGUCGAGAUGGAUGGUUUUGGAACCACAGCUGGAGUUGUUGUGCUGGCAGGAACAAAUAGACCUGAUAUAUUAGACAGUGCCCUACUUAGACCUGGGCGAUUUGAUCGCCAGAUUUCAAUUGAUAAACCUGAUAUUAAAGGUCGUGACCAGAUAUUUCAGAUAUACUUGAAAAAGAUUAAACUUGACCAUGAGCCUUCAUAUUUUUCACAAAGACUUGCAGCCCUUACUCCAGGAUUUGCUGGAGCCGACAUUGCUAAUGUUUGCAAUGAAGCUGCUCUGAUUGCUGCAAGAGGUGACAAAACACAAGUCACAAUGGACCAUUUUGAGGCAGCUAUUGAUAGGAUUAUUGGUGGUUUGGAGAAGAAGAACAAGGUAAUAAGCAAGCUGGAAAGGCGUACUGUCGCUUACCAUGAGUCAGGCCAUGCUGUUGCAGGUUGGUUCUUGGAACAUGCUGAUCCCUUGUUGAAAGUAACUAUUGUUCCUCGUGGAACUGCUGCUCUUGGAUUUGCGCAGUACGUUCCAAAUGAGAACCUUCUCUUGACAAAGGAGCAGAUGUUUGAUAUGACUUGUAUGACCCUUGGUGGUCGGGCUGCAGAGCAGGUUCUCAUAGGGCAAAUCUCAACAGGAGCACAGAACGACUUGGAAAAAGUGACAGACUGGAGUUAUAAACAAGUGGGUGUCCUAGGUUUCAAUGAGGAAGUGGGCCUCCUAUCUUUCCCUCAGAAAGAAGACUCAUUUGGGUCGAAGCCAUAUAGCAGCGAAACUGCUGCAUUGAUUGAUAGGGAAGUGAGAAAAUUGGUGAAGAAAGCAUAUGACCAUACAGUAAAUUUAAUUGAGGAACACAAGGAGCAGGUAGCUCAAAUUGCAGAGUUGCUGCUGGAAAAAGAAGUACUUCACCAAGAUGACUUGCGUCGAGUUUUGGGUGAGCGUCCCUUCAAGGCCAGUGAACCCACCAAUUAUGAUACCUUUAAGCAAGGUUUCCAAGAGGACGAGACAAAAAACAUAGAAAGCAUGGUCGAUGUGGCUGAAGAGGGUGGUGGGGAUUCACCUUUUGAUCCUCAGGUAGUUCCCACAUAGUUGAAUAAGUUCCCGUUUUGAUUUAUAGUGUACAUGAAUAUCAUGUUUUUGUGAAUUGAUAACAUGGACAAAACUUGUACGAUAACUGCUAAUAAAUACAAUUUAUUUCUGAUUUCUCUUUUCUUA